Malania oleifera is the source of this 1213-nucleotide messenger RNA. RefSeq lists its product as uncharacterized. The record is from RefSeq and is a predicted model, not a curated record. Gene Ontology annotation, biological process: ubiquitin-dependent protein catabolic process. Gene Ontology annotation, molecular function: ubiquitin-like protein conjugating enzyme binding; ubiquitin protein ligase activity. Gene Ontology annotation, cellular component: endoplasmic reticulum. NCBI's taxonomy places the organism in Eukaryota, Viridiplantae, Streptophyta, Magnoliopsida, Santalales, Ximeniaceae. The transcript has 2 exons. The coding region runs from base 297 to 1001 and encodes 234 amino acids.
AAAUGAAUCUGAGCCAACUCUUGUCCAAAUGAGUUCGUUGCAACUCAAAUUAUUCACAGCUGACCGUCAAACUUUUAAUGAAAGUCAACAUUUUCGUGACAAUUAACAUGAUAAGGCUGGGACAUUUCUUUCAAACAAGAGAACGGGACGGCCCUAGAACCUUCCGCAAUAUUCUCGGCGAACUUCUGCUGAAUAUUAGGUCUCGACACAUUCCUGAGUUUGCCCCGUUUCCUUCUUUCGAUCGAUAGAGUCGGUUAAUUUGAAGGCAUUUCCCUUUGAAUUUCUACGGGUUGGAGAUGGCAAGUGAGACUGGGGAAUCGACAAGCAGGCCACCUCAAAGCCCAACUUUCGCUGGCAGUAGUAGCAAUGAUGCUGCUGAUUUUGAAUGUAAUAUAUGCUUUGAAUUAGCUCAAGACCCAAUCGUCACUUUAUGUGGUCACCUAUUCUGUUGGCCUUGUCUAUACAGAUGGCUUCACCAUCAUUCACAUUUGCAAGAAUGCCCAGUUUGUAAAGCUCUUAUACAGGAGGAGAAGUUGGUUCCCAUUUAUGGCAGGGGUAAAGCAUCAACAGAUCCCAGAUCAAGAUCAAUUCCAGGUAUGGAAAUUCCUAAUCGCCCAGCGGGGCAGAGGCCUGAAACAGCUGCUCCCCCAGAAGCAAAUUACUUCCCCAAUCUUGGGUUUGGGCUAAUGGGAGGAUUUGUGCCAAUGGCGACUGCACGAAUUGGCAAUGUUGCAUUGUCUGCUGCUUUUGGAGGCCUAUUUCCAUCUUUAUUCAAUAUUCAGGUUCAUGGCUUCCCCGAUGCUACUGUCUAUGGAACCACCUCUGGUUUCCCCUAUGGAUUUUCUAAUUCAUUUCAUGGGGGCUCUGGUCAUGCUCAUCCCCAUGCUCAUGCUCCUGGAGUUCCGCAGGCAACAGGUCAAGAUCAGCAAAGGGAUUCCUAUUUGAAGAUGCUGUUUUUGAUGAUUGGCGUCUUUGUUAUCCUUGCUUUGAUUUGGUCAUAAAUGAAUUUGCUACUAAAAGUGAAGAAGUGUUUAUGGUUAGCUGUGCUAGUUAAUUUUGCAUUUGUUGAUUCGCUAGCUGCUUUGGGGACUCCAUUUUGUAUUUGUGGCAGUUGUCCAUAUGAUGCUUCAACAAUGCCUUUUAACUCACAUUUACCAUGUCAUAAAAAAUGUGCAGUGAAUUUGUUUGUUUUCUAUAAAUUGGUUUUAAGAUC